Messenger RNA from Closterium sp. NIES-65, 993 nucleotides. The record is from the annotation of a GenBank genome assembly. Lineage: Eukaryota; Viridiplantae; Streptophyta; Zygnematophyceae; Desmidiales; Closteriaceae.
AUGUGUCCCACGACGGUGGUAAUGGCGUAUGCGGACGAUAUCACGAUCAUCGGCGCUCCAGGGGAGGCGAUUAAGGGAGUGAACAUCAUCACGGAGGAGUUACGCAAGUGCGGGCUGCGGUGCAACAUGGAGAAGUCCUCGGCGUGGUGCCCGGCGGGUUGCUCGGACGUACUCCCUGAGGGCGAUCGACGGGAUACGGGUGCUGGGGAGCCCGCGGCCCCGUUGCCGCCCUUUCAGGCCCCUCGCGGCCCCUUCGCGGCCUCGCCGUCUACCUGCGGCCCCGCCGCCUACCUUCGGCCUCGCCGCAUACCUGCGGCCCCGCCGCCUACUUUCCGUCUCACCGCCUACCUCUGGCCCCGCCGCAUACCUGCGGCCCCGCCACCCAUCUGCGGCCCCGUCGCCCACCACGGCCACGUCGCCACCUGCGGCCCCGUCGCCCGCUGCGGCCCCGUCGCCAUCUGCGGCCCCGCCACCUUCGGCCCCGUCGCCACCUGCGGCCCCGUCGCCCGCUACGGCCCCGUCGCCUACCUGCGACCCUACGGCCCCGUCGCCUACCUGCGGCCCUACGGCCCCGUCGCCUACCUGCGGCCCCGGCCCCGUCGCCUUCGUGCAGCCCCGGCCCCGUCGCCUACCUGCGGCCCUACGGCCCCGUCGCCUACCUGCGGCCCUACAGCCCCAUCGCCUACCUGCGGCCCCGGCCCCGUCGCCUUCCUGCGGCCCCCGCCCCUCGCCCACCUGCGGCUCCACCCUCGUCACCUAACUGCGGCCCCGGCCCCGUCGCCUCCUUGCGGCCCCAGCCCCGUCGUCACCUGCGGCCCCGCCACCUGCGGCCCCGUCGCCACCUACGGCCCCGUCGCCCACUUCGGCCCCGAUGCCACCUGCGGCCCCGCCCACUUGCGGCCCCGACCCCGCCCCGGCCAUGCCCCGUCGCCAGCCGCGGCACACUGGGGGCACGUGCACCGCCCCCCCCCCCCCUUUUCCCGUCACCCGUGA